UGUGUGGUAACUAAUUAGGACCUCUCCCACAAACAGCAUCUCAGAUCCUCCAGGCAGUCCUAGGAACUGUAUAAAAGUGCUCACGACUCAGCACUCUUCUAAACAUUUCUCCGGACUUCAUCUCCUCGGUGAUUCGGGUUUACCUCCAUCCCAGAAAGAUGACUUUCUCCAGCCUGUACUAUCCAGAAUGCGGGGUGGCCCGACCCAGUCCAGUUACUGGCAGCGUCAACGAGCCGUGCGUUAGGCAGUGCCCUGACUCCGAAGUGGUGAUCAGACCCUCACCAGUUGUCGUGACCCUCCCCGGACCAAUUCUCAGCAAUUUCCCUCAGCAGAGUGAAGUGGCAGCCGUAGGAGCACCUGUGGUCAGAGCUGGUUUCGGAGGCUCAUUCGGUUUGGGGGGAUUGUAUGGCUAUGGAGGCCAUUACGGAGGAUUGUAUGGUUUAGGGAGAUUAGGUGGUUACGGGGGCCAUUACGGUUAUGGGGGAUUAUUGGGCUAUGGGGGACACUGCGGUUACCCGGGUCUUUAUGGUUACGGGGGAUUAUUGGGCUAUGGGGGACACUGCGGUUACCCAGGCCUUUAUGGUUACGGGGGAUUAUGGGGAUACGGAGGAUAUGGCCGUAGGUAUCUUGGUGGAAACUGGGGGCCAUGUUAAACCCAGCAGGAACAUCCAUGGAAGAAGGAAAAAACAGGAAAUGAACAGCAAGAUACAGAUUCACCCCUUACCUUUUGCGCAGGGCUUUCAAAAGUGCUGGGCAAACAGGGCUCCAGCUGAACUCAGUGGGAGCUGUGUGUGCUCAGCACCUUGGGCUGACAGCCAUGCUGCAUUUCUAAUGUUACACUUUAUGACUCUUUCUGCAAAUGCUUUCCCAUCCAUAUGCGGAUUCUUUUAUUUACAUGUGGACUCAUUCUGAAUUACACGCAGGCUGUUUACACUAACCCUGCAGUGUGAAGGAAACAAGGGCCUUAAGAUAGGCAUAAUUUACAUUUAUUAUCACUUUAAGUCCCUUUUAGGCACCACAUGUUCUGUCCUUUCCAUCAAUAUGUACCUUUAACGCCUCACUUUGAUCUUUGCGUGGCAGAUGUCUAAUAAAGAAGCUGCGUAGUCCUCUGCUUCUAUUUUCCUUUGUCUCAUUUCCCACCAACUGGGGUAAAACAAGGAAUUUAAAAUACUUACAAUGGGGACUUGUUUGUCAAUCUCUGCAGCUGCAGCCAAAAGAACAUCUGAAAUGCACCCCAUUGAGGUCUGCGAUUGGUCAGAGCCCUUUUUGAAACACUGGAAAUUCAUUCUUUCUGCUCUGUAGUAUUUCUUUCUGUAACUGUGUAUUGCCAAUUUAAUUUGCAUUAAAACUCUGCUGCAUCAUAAUAUCAGUCUU
Messenger RNA from Mauremys mutica (yellowpond turtle), 1374 nucleotides. Its product is annotated as claw keratin-like. Gene Ontology annotation, molecular function: structural constituent of cytoskeleton. Gene Ontology annotation, cellular component: intermediate filament. The coding region runs from base 159 to 653 and encodes 164 amino acids. Lineage: Eukaryota; Metazoa; Chordata; Testudines; Geoemydidae. The transcript is spliced from 2 exons. The record is from RefSeq and is a predicted model, not a curated record.